Molecule: messenger RNA, 1890 nt
Organism: Microstroma glucosiphilum
Lineage: Eukaryota; Fungi; Basidiomycota; Exobasidiomycetes; Microstromatales; Microstromataceae
Exons: 2
Coding region: 70-1809 (579 amino acids)
Source: RefSeq, a predicted model, not a curated record
AGGGAGAACGAGCUGCAGCAUUUGCACGAACGGGACGACAAAGAGCUUGGAGAAAGGCUGGAAGGAGAUAUGCGCCGUGCUCUGCGAGAUCUAGACUCGCCGCGCUCGCAGUCUCCCGCUCCCGGAUCUUCAUCGUUCCCUGGCCCCUCGUCGUCCUCAGCGCUUGGUACGCCUCCUCCGCGACCUAAGAGAGACCCCAACCGAGGCGGAGUGAUGCGGCGCUUCCGUCGCCAAGGCGAAGAAGAAGGGCCACCUCCAAUGCCAGCACCACAAGGACCUGCUGGGAUGGAAAACGCAGGACAGAUGGAAGACACUGAUGCAGGUGACGAAUUCACUGAUCUGGAUGAGGCCAAUGAUUGGUCAGAGGACGGCUUCAAGGCGAACUUGCUCAUCGAUCUAGGCCGAGGGGAGAUCACGCAAGUAGCUCAUUCGGACAUUGGUUUCCUUGCUAUUGCGUGUGGGGCAGGCCUGGCGAUCAUCGACCUCAGAGGACCAGAGAUUUUGCUGCGAGAGGGGCUGGGCGAUGACUUCUCUGUGGCCGCCCCAAGUACCAAGGGUAGAGAGGGCAGAUCGGCAAAGAAGCUACUUGAAGCCGAGAGUAAAGCUCCGAUCACUAGCCUCGCUUGGACGAUCUGUAGGCUUCCAGGUGCCAAACCCGUCAACCACACUGUCCUCGCUCCUCGGCUGGUCGUGGGAAGAGGUAAUGGCCUGGUGACUGUUUGGACCUCGAUGCAGGCCCUUUCCAUGUGGCUCCCAGAGCGUACGGGAGCUAUCAAAGUCGACGAGCUAGACUACGAAAGCUCACGGCCUAGUCAGCUGUCGCCACGAUGCUCUUUGCAAGUGCUCGAUGUUGCAGGCAAUUCAGCUGUUGCUGUUCCGGUGGAGCUUCAGCGAGCCAUCCGUGAGCAGAGCCGUAGCCUGGGUCGAGAGGAAGACGCGCUGCUGUCAGACGUUCCCCUGCUGUUCGGGUGGAGCGAUCACUCGCUGUUCAUCCGAAGCGGUCUACUGGGUCCCAGGAUCGCAAAGGCUGACACGACCGAGGCAAUCUUGAGAGCCGCAUUGGUCGAACGAGGCACCGAGAAGCUUGCGGUUGCUGUCUCGAAGACCAGCAUCAGGGUCUACAGUACCCCUGGACUUGAGCUUGUGCAAAGGAUACAGAGGCAUGGUCACGACUUUGGGGAGCAGACGACGAGCCAGCAGAGUGUGUCCAUAGAUCGGGGUCCCUCCGGCGUAUUUUUGGAGGUCCUUUCUUCGCUCGAUGCGCGUCUCUGGACCUUCUUUGCUCAAGCACCGCGUCCAAUGACCCCUUCUCUGCUCCUCCAUGCUCCCAAAGCUAUGCCUGCACACCCAGGCGCAGGUGCUGUGAGCGCUGUGGCUAGUUGGUUCUCCACCAAGGCGGCAACGACUAGCUCGCUGGAUGACGUCUUCGCUGGGCCGCACAGACCCGAGGCUCCGAGACUACCUCCUAUGAAGACCAAGGAGACUUUUGUAGCCGACCUCGCUGGAGAAGACCCUUCUCCGAAAUCGCCGGCUUCUGGCAGCACGCCUUUGUCCCCAUCUGUCGACGGGCGAGCGAGAGGAGCUGCUGCACGCCAUCACGCUACAGCAGCCACCGUAGCACAGACGCAAGGGACGAGGGAUCAGAUGGGAUGGAACCUCGACCUUGCGCGAAGGAGGGGUGAGGCCAUGGCUGGUUUGGAGAAUAGUCUGGCCAGCUUGGAGAAGAGCACGAGUGAUUGGGUGAAAGAGUCGAAGUCUGCCCUGAUCAAGUCUGCUGCAAAGGACAAGCUGUCGAAGUUUGGCUUUUAGACGAGACCGUGCCGUUAGUUUCCUCGAAGGGAGCCCGUAUUGGCCGCCGCGCCGAUUCCGCGUGGCGCCUCCACUUUGGCU